AUGAAGUUAUUUCGAUUCUCGUGGAAGCCAGAAAAUACCGUUCGUCAAUUAGAAAAAUGCACCUGGCAGACUGAAGGAUCAGUAGCACAACAAUUAUUUAAUGCUAGUGAAUUGGAACGUCAAGAAAAUCGUCAAAGAUUUAGUGAUUUAUUAGAUGGAGCAUAUUUUUUAUUUAAGCAUGAACUUCCACAUACAACAUUAUAUGAACCAUUACUGGAAGUAUUAACCAAAAUUGAUCAUAGUAAAAAAGUAUCAACAUUUUUCGAUAAAUGUAAAAAGAAUGGUUCUUAUGAUAGUACAGCAACAGUAACAGAAUUAUUAGAAGCAACAAGUGAAGUAAUCGAUAAGCAAAUCUUAACGAAAAUUCGUGAAUCAAGAAUUAUAUCAAUUAUGGCUGAUGAAGGCACAGAUAUAAACCAUCAUCAAAACUUAUCAAUUUGUAUACGUUAUUGUAAUCAAGAUACAGGUGAGCCAACAGAAUCAUUUAUUAGUUUAUUAAAAAUAAAAAAUAAAGAUGCACAAACAAUAUUUGAUACAAUUGUUAAAGAAUUAAAAUCUAAAAAUAUUGAUAUGACAAAAGUUCGAUUUACUGGUUUUGAUGGUGCGUCAGUCUUUAGUGGACAAUUUAAUGGUGUAUCAGCAAAAUUUCCAUGUGAAGAUAUAAUUGAAGUACAAGAAAGUUUAUUAACAUUGAAAUCAUUAUUUUAUUUUAUCAAUCGAUCGUCCAUUAGAUUAGCACGUUUUAAUGAUAUUCAAAUGUUAUUAAAACAUCCACAGUUAAAAUUAAUUCAACCUGGUGAUACACGAUGGUCAUCAUAUUUUCGUUCUGUUAAUGCUGUAAUCCGUUGUUAUGAACCGUUAAUGAUUACACUGGAGCAUAUAGUUCAUGAAAGAGGUGAAGAAAGUCCAUCUGCAUCGGGUCUACUUUCAAUUUUAAAAGAUCAAUCAACAACAUUCAUAUUGCAUAGUUUAGAACCAAUCCUUGAAGCACUUUCAAUAUUAUCGAAAUCCAUCCAAACAAAGAAUGGUGAUUUUAAUCAGCUUGAAAAAUCAAUGCUUGGGACAUUGUUACGAUUAGAAGAAUUGAAAGAGACGUUAACAUUAUCAUCAACUAAUCUUAAUCGUGAUCGUAUAACACGUGCAACAUCAAGAACAAAUGAGAUUAGUUUAGAGGAAAUAUUCAAUGAUAAAAUAGUCAAAUUUAUUGAUGAAGUUAUAUCAAAUAUAAAAGCUCGUUUUGAAUCAAAUGCAUUAAAAUUCCUCAACUGUUUUCGUAUAUUUGAUGUAUAUGAAGCAACUAAUGAACAAGAAUAUGGUAUACAAGAGAUUAAUACCAUCAGACAACAGUAUCCUGAUGAUUUUAAUGAUGACUUAGUCGCUGAAUGGAAAGUAUUUCGGAAGUAUUUAUUUUGUACAAAAACAACAGCAAAAAUCUGCAAUUUUAACACAACGGCAGCAAUGUAUUAAUUUAGUUGUCUUCUUCACAUGUCCGUCAUCCGGUGAAACGCACCUAUUGGUCGCUUUUAAAUCGUUUCCUUACGUUUACUACAUCGUAUUGGAUCACACUAGGAACUUCUAUGACGAACUCGAUCGA
Molecule: messenger RNA, 1594 nt
Organism: Rotaria socialis
Lineage: Eukaryota; Metazoa; Rotifera; Eurotatoria; Philodinida; Philodinidae
Source: the annotation of a GenBank genome assembly